Molecule: messenger RNA, 2280 nt
Organism: Osmia bicornis bicornis
Lineage: Eukaryota; Metazoa; Arthropoda; Insecta; Hymenoptera; Megachilidae
Product: serine/threonine-protein kinase PRP4 homolog
Exons: 4
Coding region: 234-1904 (556 amino acids)
Source: RefSeq, a predicted model, not a curated record
UAGGUGAGCAAUUUUCACGUGCUAUUCUGGUGUCAAUAAAUGGCUCCAGAUUAGUCUAGGAGGGGAGUAGUGUUCCAUAAUUUGCUUUAAAAAAUUCUAAUUACCAGAAUGAACAAAUGAUGGAACAAUUUUCUCUUUACACUUGCUAUUAAUUAAAAGAAUCCCAAAUUGUCCAUAACAUGCGGCAAUAACCGUGCACCGUUUACCCCCGAAAGCAGGAGAAGGCCUGCCCAAUGGGCACCGGUCAGCGCAGACCAUCUCGCUCUCCUCGCAGUCAAAGAAGUCGUAGCGCGGACGUAGAUUGUUUGAAGAAAUACACAGAAAGGCGGGUAGAGGAGAGAAGACACACUGAAGUAGCGGACACCAGUAAACUAGACCCUUCGAGGUGGAUACCGUUACCAAAAACGAUAACUCGAGUCCAGCCAGCGUUAAAGAAAUCCCCUCAAUCAUCAUCGAAAGACGAAGAGAAACGACGUUCAGUGUCGUGUGAACCAGAUGAGAAUAUGUUAGAAACGCCAAACGUAGUGGUGAUAAAGAAAUUGUCUCCAACGAAAGAGGAAGAAACAACGACGAAAGAAGCCGAAGAGAAAAACAAUGGUACAACCUCUUCGUCUACCAUCAGAUCGACGGCCGGAAGGAGCCAUAGCACCGACGUUGGCCGCGUUAAGAACGAAAAGCUGAUCGAGGAACGAAGGCAUACGGAGUGCAGCGACCCACGAAUGAUCGCGACGAGGUGGCUACCGCAAAUUAACACCUCAAGGUUCCGCUACGACGCGUCACCGUUCGCAAGGAUCAGCAACAGCUGCGAAAUCACGAAAAACGCCGCGACCAGAUGGAUGAUGUUCGUCAAGAAUCCUUCCCCGUCUCCUAUACCGCGAAUGAACCCGGAAAGAAAACCGUCCGAGACUGAUACGCCUUCUGCGAACGAUUCGCCGGGUAAAUCCGCGAAAAACGAAUCGCCCAAAUGGGAACCGAUCAGAAAAUUCGCACCGGCGUCCAUGAGCAAGGAACCUGUACAGAGCCAAGAUGAGGCUGGAUCAACCCGAGAUUCACCAUCAAGGAAGCAGUCGCCCGACGCUAAUGAGCAAUCUAAAAGACUUACUCAGCGUAUGAGAGAUUUAUAUGAUUUUAAAACGGAAAAUGAAUGGCCAAAAAGGGCGACCAGUGCUCGACGUGGUAAUAUGUGGAUCAGUAAAAGCAGCAGCGAAGAAGAGAAAAGUAAUCUAGCGAUUCGGAGGAACAGUCAAGACUUGGAAUUUAAUAACCGAAUGAAUGUAAUUAAGCUGAAGGACACAAAGGUGCAAUCAGAUCAUCAAGAAACCAAACGACCCCCGCUAAAGGAUCCUCCUACCGGGACCUUCAAUAGUGAAUAUGAGGAGCGUCUCAGAAGAUUCAACGAGAGACUAAGAUUCAGCGAGGACCUAGGUGUAUCAAAGCCAAAAAUAAAAGAAAGACGAACAUAUUCCGAUGACUACGAAGAAAAGACUCGUCGAGCAUCAACAAGAUCAGCGAAAAGCGAUAAUACCUCUCGUUUGAAACAAAAAUCAGAAGAGUCACAGGAAAGUCGUUACCAGGUUGAAAAGAAGAGAUGUUCCGAUGCUAGUACCAAGUCCAGAGGUAGCUAUGCUGAGGUGAAUCCCAUUAAAAGAGAUUCUCGUACCAGCGACGUCAGUUAUGCCAGUAUCAGUAAUUAUAACGCGAAACGGGCAAGCGUUGAUUGCAAGAGCACCAGGAAAAUGGUCGAACUUCCACCUCGAAGAGCUUUCAGUCAAACCGAAGAAAGACCAGCCACUCCAACUCCUCCUGUCGAAUGGAACAAUGAUCGCUAUGCGGCUGCUCGUCUGAAAGAAAUCUCUGAACGCCAGAAGAGGAACAGUACGAGAUACAAAGUGUACCUUACCUAAACGAUCGAAGUUUUCCGAAAUUUGUUAAGAAACAAAAACGACGAUCAGAGAUUCAUGCGUUUGCUAAAUUCCUGUUUAUUUUCUUCAUUUCUGAGUCAGACUUUGUUGUUAGUAAAUUGUUGUAACACGUAGUCGUCGACUUCUCUUCGCCAUGUUCGGUGUACGAAUUUUGUCAAUCUGUGUAUCGUUAAUGAUGGAAUUUUAUAUGUAUUGGAAAUUUUCUUGUGAUAUUGUUGGAUUAUACAUGUUGGUGUCUUCUAAGAAAUUCAUUGGUGAUUCUUCGGUUAUUGUUUUCUGGUAUCGUUGUAUCGAUAUGUAUGACUGAGAUUCAACAUAAAUACAAUUUAACUAAUAAAAUAUUCUUUGAGAAAGAUUA